This is a messenger RNA of Amblyraja radiata (thorny skate), 936 nucleotides long. RefSeq names its product elongation of very long chain fatty acids protein 4-like. The record is from RefSeq and is a predicted model, not a curated record. Lineage: Eukaryota; Metazoa; Chordata; Chondrichthyes; Rajiformes; Rajidae. The transcript is spliced from 8 exons. Bases 127 to 921 code for a protein of 264 amino acids. Gene Ontology annotation, molecular function: fatty acid elongase activity. Gene Ontology annotation, cellular component: endoplasmic reticulum membrane. Gene Ontology annotation, biological process: fatty acid elongation, saturated fatty acid; fatty acid elongation, polyunsaturated fatty acid; fatty acid elongation, monounsaturated fatty acid.
CAUUCCUUCUCUCCAACGAUGCUGCCUGAGUUACUCCAGCUUUUUGUGUCUAUCUAGAGCACAGUUUUAGACUGCUUGGGUAGAGCCAUAUUUGGAGAACUUUUGAUUAAGGCACUUGAGAUUUCCAUGGCUUCCACCUGGGAGAAGAUAAGAGAUUUUUAUGACUGGGCUGUAGAAAAUGGAGACAAGAGGACAGAACCCUGGUUCCUGGUUUAUUCGCCCAUUCCCGUUUUGGUGACCUUCAUUAUUUACCUUCUAUUCUGCAAAUAUGGACCGAAGUACAUGCUGAGCCGAGAACCAUUCAAUCUGAAAUAUAUACUUAUUGUUUACAAUUUUGCCCUUGUCGGGAUUUCAGCUUACAUUUUCUGGGAGUUCCUCGUGACAUCAAUUCAUGCAAACUACAGCUAUCUUUGCGAACCUGUGGAUUACAGCAACAGUGAACAUGGAUUACGGAUGGCAAAUGUCUGCUGGUGGUUUUUCUUCUCCAAAGUAAUUGAACUGAUGGACACUGUAUUUUUCAUUCUGAGGAAAAAGCACAAUCAGGUCACAUUUCUUCAUGUUUACCACCAUGGCACAAUGAUUUUCAAUUGGUGGGCAGGAGUAAAAUAUGUACCAGGGGGGCAGUCUUUCUUCAUUGGUAUGUUGAAUUCCUUUGUGCAUAUUGUGAUGUACCUGUACUAUGGCAUUGCUGCAAUGGGACCACACAUGCGCAAGUACCUGUGGUGGAAGCGUCAUCUCACAAUGAUUCAGCUGCUCCAGUUUUAUGGCAUCGCUAUGCACACUUCUUAUAACCUCUUCACAGACUGUGCAUUCCCAGACGGGUUUAACCUUUUCGUCUUCAUCUACAUCAUCACUAUAAUUAUUUUGUUCACCAACUUUUAUUAUAAAUCAUACAUCCAGAAAAAGACAAAAACAGCAUAAAUCCUGCACAGACUA